Protopolystoma xenopodis is the source of this 1299-nucleotide messenger RNA. Lineage: Eukaryota; Metazoa; Platyhelminthes; Monogenea; Polystomatidea; Polystomatidae. The record is from the annotation of a GenBank genome assembly.
AUGGAUGUAUUAGCAUCAAUCACGGAGAUGCUGGACAACGACACUUCGGCCUGCAUGAUUCCAGAUGACUCCUCUGCGGACGGCGAGAACACUGAGCUUGGGUAUACAGAAGUGGCUGAGGACGCCUGUAGGGACCAGGAAACUGAACAUGAUGAUGGAGAGGACGAAGUUGCUACUGAGGCUCAGGGCAGUGAUGAGGAUAUUGAAGAGGAGACGCAGGAGGAAGAAGAGGAUGCGGGCUGGCUGGAUGAUAUUACUGUGGACUCCGUCCCUCAGCAGACUCUUUCGACUAGCCGGAUCGCUGUUGUCUCUUCUGCUGAGACACAUUAUUCUCGGUUUAUUGCCAGCCUUUCAGACGACUGCCUUUCUGCCCGUAGGGACAAAUCGGUCAGAACAAAUAGACUACAUCCAGCAGACUCAGCAGGCGCCAUAGCCACUUUAUCCCCAUUUGACUAUUCGCCUGAAAUCCACCAACUAACCACUACCUCAUCAUUUGGACAGAUGGCCUUAUCUAUUGUUUCAGUCACCACUUGUUCUGGCUUUCCUAGCGUUGCCACGGCUACGGAUUUGCCGAGUAAGUCAUGCUCGAAGCACGAGGCAAGGGAUGAGGAUCAAGAGAGCGGAGGGAACAUUAGGCUGAAUGAGAAGAGAGUGGGAGAGGAGGAUCUGGAAGCAGAAGAGAAAGAGGAAGAAGAGGAAAAUCUGAUUGAAGUAUGUGCAAUACGAGACAGACCCUCAGAUCGCGAAGAUAGAGCAGGAAGAGAUAUAAGCGAUUUUAGAUAUUUUGUGCAUAAAAAUAAGAGAAAGACGGAGGAUGCAGGCGAGGAAAGUUUAGUGGAAACGGUAUCAGCUCCCGUAAAACCACCUACAGACCUUUACUGGCAGGGGGUUGGCCAUUGUGGCAAACUCCGACCUCGUCGCGACCAGCUUGAGCCCUCUCAGAGCUUAGAAGAGUCAGGCGUCUCUUUGGCAUUUUCAUCCACCACCUCAACGGCUCUCAUCAAUUCAGUCCCUCUCAUGGCCUCCGCUCUGGCCAUUCGCCGGCCAGGUCUUACAGAAAUGUCACCUGUUGUUGGGAUUCGUGGUCAAGAUGAAGAUAGCAAUGAGAAAGAUUCAACCAUCUGUCCUGUAGAGGCAGCCUCAUCUGUAAUUACGAUGACCUCUCCUGGAUUUGCCAAAUGCUAUGCAGAGCCUUCUUAUGCUACGUUACAGGGUGACGGUAUUUCUCAGCUUGAGGAUGGUAAGGCUUUAUUUCCUGUGGUCUUGACAGUUUUUCUUACUUUCAUAUUUAUUAGCUAA